GAACGAUUGUCCCUACGAGGGAAGACUCCGAGGUUGGAGACGACUUCUUGAUAGCGGGGUAUCGACACUGUGUAACCAUCCUGCAUACGCAUACGUAGGUCAGGUAAGGCAGCAGCUACUGUACCUACCUACUUGUAUGCAUGUCUCACUCCUAAUUGCAAUUGCUCCACCUCACAAACUUCUACUGUUAGGUCAUUUUUGUCAGGAGCUGUCUCACGAAAAUCUUCUUUACUAUGUUUCCACAUCUCACCUCCAGUAUCUCAACUUUUGCGAUCCUGGGACUAUCUCUCGUCUUACUAGCGGCAGUUCAACAGGAACGAUUGGGAGAUGGGAGAUUGGAAGAUGGGAAGGAGGGUGCAAAUUCCAAUUCCAAUUCGAACCCGUUUGAUGAAGGGUUCAAGAAGUUGGCUGAGAGGGAGUUGGAGAGGUGGAGGGUUCCGGGUGUGGCGGUUGCGGUUGUUGAUGAGGGGAAGGUUUGGGCUGAGGUUUGUUGGUGUUUUAUUGUUUCCUUUGCAUGGUGGACUUUCAUUUUUCACGUCGUGAAUGGUGAAAUGAGUGCUCCAAUUCUGAAGGGGGUUCUUUCAUGGAAUCGAAAAUGGAUGACCCCUUUGAAGAAAGAUGGAGGAGAAUGUCGGUUUCUUCUCGUGAUUCAUGGGGACUCGAACUCUCUUUUGAGAGAUCAUGGAGUUGGGAGAAAUGAAAUGAGCAGAACUGAAAAGAACAUAACAAGUCGAUAUACUAAUCAAGAUACUCCAACCAGGGCUACGGUAUAGCAAAAUUCCCAGACACACCAGUAACACCCAAAACACUCUUCUUCUGCGCCAGUACCACCAAAGCAUUCACAGCCGCUGCCCUCGCACUCCUUAUCUCAUCAGGUAAUCACUCCUCUCUGGUCUCUGGAUGGCGAACUCCGGUUAGUGAGAUCAUCAGAGGCGAUUUCGUGAUGAAGGAUCCGUAUCUCACGCAGAAAAUUACGAUUGAGGAUAUUCUUAGUCAUCGAACGGGAUUACCCAGUCAUGAUAUGAGUUAUGGGGGCAAGGAUGGGGAGGGAAGACCUUAUGCGAUUGGGGAUGUGGUGAGGGGGUUGAGGGAUUUGGAUCUCACGGGGGGGUUGAGGGAGAGGUUUCAGUAUUGUAAUAGUGAGUUUUUUUGUUUUUAUUUUUGUUGUUGAUUCGUUUUUGUUUCUGGGGUUGAGUGAGAGAUGGAGGAUAAUGGAGGGUCAAUGUGUGAAUUUGGGACGUUGGGUAGAGAUGGCUGACUUGUGUAGUAAUGUAUAUUGUGGCUAGUUAUGUGAUUGAGACGAUUACUGGAAUGUGGUUGGGGGAUUUCUUGAGGGAGAGGAUUUGGGAACCGCUUGGGAUGGAGAGUACGGUAUGUUUUUUAUCCUUCUUCUGGAUUUUAUGUGGUGUCUGAGAACAAGCGAGUGCUUUGCUUUGACAUGUUGAGAUUCUUCUGGCUGUAACUUUAGGAUGAAAGAAUACUCACUCCACUGAUAUUUCUUCUGUCCUGAGAACUCUUGUUCUUCAUAUCCCAGGGAUCCUUCACAUCUCACCUAUCUAUAUCUCAUCAUAUUUGCUCCCCACAACUGACAAAACAACAGUACUUCUCCGUCAAAGACGCUCUAGCCGCCCCUGAGCCUCUCGCGCAAGGGUAUAUCUACUACGAAGACAAGUUCCAAGAAGUCCCCAUAAUGGACUUUGCAGUUGUAUCAGGAGCCGGUAGUAUAAUCUCCAACCUUCUCGACUAUGCCAAAUGGUUGAAAGCUUUACUUUCUCACUCGGGUCCACUAUCGAAAGAGGACAUUACCGCUUUACUUACGCCACGUUCAUUUUAUCCACCUACCUAUGACCCGGAUCCAUUCACGGGUUCUAGUACCUAUGCGCUUGGUUGGAAAGUUGGUGUUUAUCAGGGGUAUGAGUUCUUUUCACAUGCGGGGGGUAUGGAGGCUUUUGGGGCGGAAGUUAGUAAGUAUUCAUUUUUAAUUCUGAAGAAAAGCUGUGUAACACAUUGGUCGAUAUGCAAAGGACUGAUCAUUUUGUUUUGGCAGUUUUCUUCCCAGCUCUGAAUUACGGCGUCGUCGGUUUUGGAAAUACGGGCGGGACGUCGAAUGCUGUUGAGCAGGUUCUUCAGUGGCAGCUCAUUGAUGAUAAAUUGGGUAUCCCAGCCGAGAAACGGAUUGAUUGGAAUAAACUGUAAGUUCCUUCCCACUCCCAACUUUCCCAGAAACACUUUUUUCUUGUUACCCGAGGGUGAAAAUUACUUCCUCAAUCCAACCCCCUCCCAUCACCAACAAACAAUCCUCAGAUCCCAUCCUAACCCUCCCAGCAACACCGCCUUCCACCACUCCCUCCAAAAAUCCCUCCAAAACGCAACCCGAACCCUCUACCCGCACAUCCCCACUCCACCCCUGCCCCUCUCCCGCCCAUUAGAAUCCUACACAGGAACCUACACCCACCCAACCUACCACAACCUCACCCUCUCGCUCUGUCCUCCUCACUACUCGCCCUUCAUCCCCCAGAAACUAUGUGCGAAGCGCGCGAAUGCGACGUGGAAGCUGAAAAUGGAUUUCGUGCAUGUGAGUGGCGAGUUCUUUGUUGUGGAUGCGGAUUUUCUGGUUGCGCCUGGGGGUGUCACGAAGCAAAUUGUGCCGGCGGAGUUUAGGGUAAGUGCAGAGGGGAGGGUGGGGAUGUUGGGCGUGGGGUUGGAGAGGGAGAUGGGGGUNCAAAUUGUGCCGGCGGAGUUUAGGGUAAGUGCAGAGGGGAGGGUGGGGAUGUUGGGCGUGGGGUUGGAGAGGGAGAUGGGGGUUGGUGGGAGGAUUUGGUUUGUGAGGGUGGAGGGGUAGAGGGGAUGUGAGGGGAGUUUAUGAGAUGGGUUUGUGGAGGGGGGAUUGAGUGGGUGCUCUUGUUAUGUGAAACUUUUCUCAAUGAAGUGACGGAUAUCGCGGUAGCCUCUUGGAGUGACACAAGAGCGAAGGGCAAUGGUAUCAAGAGCAUCUAACAACUCUGUAUAUAUCCAAACUGGGAUCCCAUCAGUGGCUUUAAUCUGGGCCUUUUGA
This is a messenger RNA of Hymenoscyphus albidus, 3055 nucleotides long. Lineage: Eukaryota; Fungi; Ascomycota; Leotiomycetes; Helotiales; Helotiaceae. The record is from the annotation of a GenBank genome assembly.